UCAGACCAUAGGUUUUAGCAAUUUUCACGCUCGGACUAUUAAUCUGGGAACAAAAUGGUCGUUACGUGUGAGAUCAGCUUCGAUAAUAAUAGACACGGCACUUUCUACGCCGGUCAACGCGUAAGUGGAUGUAUAACCCUUAAAUGCGACAGAUCCAAGGAAGUUCAAGCCGUUGUGGUCAAGGUGGUCGGAUAUUCUAUAACCAAAUGGAGCGAGAAGAGUCUGGGCUCGUCAAAGCUCUAUGCGGGUCGUGAGGAUUAUCUAUCUUCCACCACUUAUCUUGUGGGCUCCGAGCCAAACAACAACAGACACACCAUUCAAGCUGGUGUACACAACUACAACUUCGAGUGCCAGCUGCCUUACCAGUGUCCUUCGUCCUUCGAGGGUCGCCAUGGCUGCAUCCGCUACAUAGUGAAAGUCCUGCUGCUUAGACCUUGGAAGUACGAUCAGGCCUAUACAAAGGGGUUUACAGUUCUUAAGAUGCUGGAUCUGAACUUUGACACUCCACAGCUAAGGUUGGCUGCCCACAGCGAGGGCUACCGCACUUUUUGCUGUGGUCCCUGCAAGACAGAUCCUCUCAAAUUAGAGCUGAACCUGCCCCAAGCGGGAUACGUCCCCGGCCAAAAGAUUCCCGUGACCGUGGUGGUAGUCAACAACACUGGUGUAGCCGUCUCCGAGCUUCGACUUUCACUCGUAAUGCUGGUGAGGUACUACAGUGUAAGCCCGGAACAUUCACGAGUGGAACGGAUAAUAAUAUCGCGAGCCAAGGGGGACUCUGUGCUGAAGCAGUGCACCCGAUCGCUGACCAUCGAACUGCCUGUGCCAUCCACUCCGCCAACUUGCGUGGAGCUAAGCAACCUCAUCCAGAUAGCCUACCAAUUGGAGGUCGAGGCUUUGGUGAAGAGUCUACGGGAACAGCAGCUAAUGGUAAUGCCGGUUACCAUUGGAACUAUUCCUUUGGCGGUUUCAGGCAUAGUGCUUCAACAACCUCCGCGACGUAGUGCCCACUAUGAGGGACCCGCUUCCAGAAGGGAUCCUCCCGAUGAGCUACCCAUGGUUACUGCCCUUGGCAAUGUUCCCAACGAUCUGACGCCCAGUCCAAACGAUUCAGUCCUUCCGAAUUAUGAGGAAUCCCGGCACACGCAGCGCGGCAAUAUCAACGAGGAAGAGCUACACGCCUUUGGAAUCAAUGAGUUUGCUCCUCUUUAUCCCGUGUACAGCAUUCCCAGUCCUACACCCAUACUUUCGGCAAAUGCUAGGAAUGCGGGAUUCACCAACCAAAGUUUUGUUAAAUAGAGGCUUGCUUUUUCAACAUUUUCAAACCAUUGUUUGGAUUCUAUAUAAGUUACUGUAAGCAUCUGUAUCCGAAAAUUAAAAUUAAAGUGAUCAAACGACAAA
Molecule: messenger RNA, 1398 nt
Organism: Drosophila eugracilis
Lineage: Eukaryota; Metazoa; Arthropoda; Insecta; Diptera; Drosophilidae
Product: arrestin domain-containing protein 17
Exons: 5
Coding region: 55-1296 (413 amino acids)
Biological process (GO): protein transport
Cellular component (GO): cytoplasm
Source: RefSeq, a predicted model, not a curated record